AUGUCUUUGGGCCGCUCAGCGAGUUCUUCAGCAAGUGCCAAGGAACAUGCCCAGGAGAGUAAAAGGGCUGCCAGCGAGAGUGAGAGAGAUGGCCAGUGGCCAGAGAGUUUGAAGGAGUUUGUGGCCAAGUGUUUUAAGGAGGUUCAUCCAGAGGAUAAAGAGGUGAUGGAGUCGCAGUUGAAACAGAUUAUUACAAAGGCGUUUGAGACGAAGACGACGUGGACUAUUGACUGGAAGUCCAUGUGGGUGCCGGUUAUGCUGGAGAGACGGCAUAAAGAGCAGGAGCUGAAUAAUAGUAAGAGAGCAGCUUUGGAUGCGAAAAGCAAAGUCGGCGGUAUCAAGAAAAAGAAGAAAAUCGACGGAAAAAUUGCGGAAAGCGGCGGGUUUGCCGGCCGGGCCGCUGCCAGUGCAGAGUAUAGUGGAUAUAAGAGGGAUUCUUUUGGCCAGGCAUCCAAUAACGACGUCUUAGGUGCUUAUAGUAACAGUAACAGCAGCAGCAACUACGGUAAUGGGUAUAGUGACGAUUUUGCGAGUAAUGAACGACGGGAGAAACGACUACGACGGUUUGAACGAGAAGCGAGAAUGUCGCCCACUCCCCCGUCAACGGCACCAGCAAUGACAGCAGCAGCAACAGGCGCAAUACCGUCGAUAGAUCUUGAACGACCAGUGGUAGGACGAGCAACGAAUUUAGAAAAAAAGUAUUUCCGACUGACAUCGGCGCCAGACCCGGAUCAGGUGCGGCCGUUGAAUAUUCUGAAGCAGACGUUAGAACUUUUGAAAGAUAAAUGGCGCAAGGAACAGAACUACCCGUACAUUUGUGACCAGUUCAAAUCGCUGCGGCAGGAUUUGACGAUCCAGCACAUUGAGAACGAGUUCACGGUGUCCGUGUACGAGAUCCACGCUAGAAUCGCUCUAGAAAAGGGAGAUUUGGGAGAGUAUAACCAGUGUCAGAGCAGGUUAAAGGAGCUGUAUGACAAGCAUAUUCGAGGCAAUGCCAACGAGUUUCUUGCCUACAGGAUCCUAUAUCUGUUACAUACACACAACCGAGCUGAGAUCGGUCAUUUGCUGCGAGAACUGAGUGGUAAUGAGCCUGCACUGAAAGACGCGGGUGUGGCACAUGCGCUGUUGGUCGAUAAAGCCAUGACUCGUAAGAACUACCACCAGCUGUUCCGGUUGUACACAGAAGCGCCUAAAAUGGGUGGAUACGUGAUGGACUCGUUCAUCCCGCGAGAACGACUUUCGGCCCUGGCUGCUAUGUGUACCGCGUACCGGCCGGACCUGUCACUCGAGUUCAUAUCGCACGAGCUGGCUUUCGACGAGAUCCAGCAGUGUCUGGAGUUCCUCGACCAGCACGGGCUGUUGGACCACGUCAAAAAAGACCCGCUCAAACUCAACACCAAAGACGCAUACGCCAAAAUCGAGACGGCGCGCCAAUCCGCGUACAAAAAGGUCGACAUCAAGGGCCAGAUCUAA
Sugiyamaella lignohabitans is the source of this 1473-nucleotide messenger RNA. It is a transcript of the gene THP3, whose product is annotated as Thp3p. Gene Ontology annotation, cellular component: nucleus. NCBI's taxonomy places the organism in Eukaryota, Fungi, Ascomycota, Dipodascomycetes, Dipodascales, Trichomonascaceae. The transcript has a single exon. Bases 1 to 1473 code for a protein of 490 amino acids. The record is from RefSeq and is a predicted model, not a curated record.